Parastagonospora nodorum SN15 is the source of this 270-nucleotide messenger RNA. RefSeq lists its product as hypothetical. The transcript is spliced from 2 exons. The record is from RefSeq and is a predicted model, not a curated record. NCBI's taxonomy places the organism in Eukaryota, Fungi, Ascomycota, Dothideomycetes, Pleosporales, Phaeosphaeriaceae. The coding region runs from base 1 to 270 and encodes 89 amino acids.
AUGGCCAAUCAGCACCGUCCGUAUACUGUCAUAAACCCUUGCGCGACGCUCAUUGACGGUACCGGGGAUGACGUCUCUGGCAUGUUUCACUUGCUUACCUGUGGGCACAUCAUCGCUGUCGACGACGAGAAUCGCCGCUGCGGGCGCAACUGCGCCCAGGCGGUUAUGUGGGCUGUAACCCACGCCUUCAUCAGUAAUACAGACAAAAAGACACAGGUCACGAGUGAUCAAGGCUCACCUCCCACCGCUCAGCCCGACGCAGGCUCAUGA